This is a messenger RNA of Saprolegnia diclina VS20, 1686 nucleotides long. RefSeq lists its product as hypothetical. NCBI's taxonomy places the organism in Eukaryota, Oomycota, Saprolegniomycetes, Saprolegniales, Saprolegniaceae. The coding region runs from base 1 to 1686 and encodes 561 amino acids. The record is from RefSeq and is a predicted model, not a curated record. The transcript has 2 exons. Gene Ontology annotation, molecular function: copper ion binding; oxidoreductase activity.
AUGUACGGCGCCAUCGAGAUCAGCGAGCGCAAGGACCCGUUCCGCGUCUUCCUCGCGCUCCUCUCUGCGCUCUGCGUUGGCACGCUCUACGUCCUGUAUCCGCACCUCGACCUCGCGGCCUACAACACGCCCGUCGUGCAGAACUUUACCUCGGCGUCGCUCCUGGCGCUGGCGCGGGACCUUCCGCCGCUGCCAUCGCCGCCGGUAUACAAGAGCCACAAUGGUGUGCUCGAGAUCACGCUCACGGUCCAAGCGACGCGCUUUACAAACGGGCCGGUCGCGUUCACAACGCGCAGCUACAAUGGCCUCUUUCCGGGUCCGACGCUCUGCGCCAAGCCGGGUGACACGCUGCGCAUCACUCUCAUCAACCAGCUCGAGGCGGACGCACCGUCCGAGGGACUGCACAUGAACACGCUGCGGGACCCGAACACGACCAACAUUCACUUUCACGGCAUGCACGUGUCGCCGUCGGGCGUCGCCGACAACGUCCUGCGGGCGCUCAAGCCGGGCGAGUCGAUGGAGGUCAUCGUCAAGAUCCCAAACGACCACCCGCUCGGCGUGUACCACUACCACCCGCACCACCACGGGUCGGUGUUUUUGCAAAUGGGCGGUGGCAUGGUCGGCGCCAUCUCGAUCCAAGACAGCGUCGACGAGGUCGACAACGUCCUCGUGCUGCAAGCGUACGGCUUCAAAGGCGGCAUGCUUGGCAACCUAAUUGGCGCCGCCAACGUCUCCAAGAGCACGCUGCCCAUGGACGUGCAGCUCACCAACAUGAGCCACAAGCGCGUCUCGGACGCGUUUCCCGACUACCAGCCGCGCUUUAGCGCCCCAGCGACGUCGUACCCGUCGUUCUACACAGUCAACGGCCAGUACCACCCGCGCAUGACGCUUUUGGACGGCGAGCGCAAGCUCUUUCGGCUCAUCAACGCCGGUCCGACGCAGAUUCUGGAGCUGUCCGUGCCCGGCUGCGACGUCGAGGUGUUUGCAAAGGAUGUCUUCCCGCCCGCUGAAACCAAACCCGAAUUCAUCAUCGUCUCGCCGGGCGCCCGCGUCGCAUUCACAGUGCAGUGCCACCUGCACGGUCGUCCAAUGGGUCUCUUUCCGUUCGUGUCGUCGCCGCACAGCAAAAGCGCUGCUUACAUGGGCCGCCUCACCGAUGUCUACCACGGUGUCCUUGGUGUCUUUGACGUCCGCGCAACGUCCGCGUCCGUGCCAGCACUCACGUUGCCUCGGAGCAAUACGCUGCGGGAUCUCCGCGGUAUCACCGAGUCGGACGAAACCAUUGAGCGCUUCCACGUCAGCUUUUCGUCGGGGCCACCGGCGGUGCGGGAUGGCGCCACGUACAAGACGUACUACAUGAACGGGAUGCUCUUUGACCCGACCGUGCGCUACCAGAUGAAGCUCGGGCAGCUCUACGAGUGGACGCUCGAGAACGUGCUCUCGUCUGAAGAGAAGAACCACCCGUUCCACAUCCACACCAACCCGUUCCAGAUUGUGAGCGCGUCGCACGGCAACGGGCUUGACCACUCGAUUGGCGACUGGCGCGACACCAUCACCUUGCCGUUCGGUGGCAACGUCACGAUCCGGUUCCGGCCCGUCGACUUCACGGGGCUCAUCGCCGCGCACUGCCACAUCCUCGGGCACUCGGACGCCGGCAUGCUCAUGCUCAUCGAGAUCCAGCCGUAA